This is a messenger RNA of Zingiber officinale, 735 nucleotides long. Its product is annotated as G-type lectin S-receptor-like serine/threonine-protein kinase B120. Gene Ontology annotation, molecular function: ATP binding; protein kinase activity. Bases 1 to 735 code for a protein of 244 amino acids. The transcript has 4 exons. The record is from RefSeq and is a predicted model, not a curated record. Lineage: Eukaryota; Viridiplantae; Streptophyta; Magnoliopsida; Zingiberales; Zingiberaceae. Gene Ontology annotation, biological process: protein phosphorylation.
AUGGUGUUGAAGGGUGUGUUGCCUGGAGGUCAAGAAAUGGCGGUGAAGAGGCUUUCAAGGAGUUCAGGGCAAGGUUUGGAGGAAUUCAAGAAUGAAGUCAUUCUCAUCUCUAAAUUGCAGCACAGGAACUUGGUCAGAUUGCUCGGCUACUGCAUUCAAGCCCAUGAAAAAAUUCUCAUCUACGUGUAUCUCCCAAACAAAAGCCUAGAUGCCAUCCUUUUUGAUCCCUUGAAGAAAGAUGUAUUAGAUUGGAAUAGAAGGUUCAACAUCAUAGAAGGCAUUGCUCGUGGUCUUCUUUAUCUUCACAGGGAUUCAAGGUUGCGGAUCAUCCAUCGUGAUCUUAAAGCUAGCAACAUCUUGCUGGAUGAAAACAUGAAUCUUAAAAUAUCAGACUUUGAUAUGGCGAGAAUCUUUGGAGGCGAUGAAAAUGAGUGCAACACCAAUCGUGUGGUUGGCACACUCAGUUACGUGUCUCCUGAAUAUGUAAUGGAAGGUUUAUUCUCAGUGAAAUCUGAUAUUUAUAGCUUUGGAAUUCUUAUCAGGGAGAUCAUCAAUGGUCAAAGAAAUGGUAACUUUCGUCACAUGGAGAAUAAUGCUGGGAUAUGCUUGGACGAGGUGGAACGAGGAAAAAAUAGCCAAACUAGUGGAUCCAAUGAUUGGGUCGUCAUCCACAAUCAACCAAGUAAAGAGAUGUGUACAUAUAGCAUUAUUGUGUGUUCAAGAUUGAGUGAGUGA